AAGCACUGCCCUGACCACCUUCUCCUUGGGAACAGGAGCUCCAUCCCAUCCCACCAAGAUGUCUUGCUACGACCUGUGCCCACCAAAAACCAGCGUGGCCGUGCCCCAGCCCAUCGCUGAGAGCUGCAACGAGCUGUGCGCGCGCCAGUGCCCUGACUCAACGGCCUUCAUCCAGCCACCGCCCGUCGUCGUCACCUUCCCCGGCCCCAUCCUCAGCUCCUUCCCCCAGCAAGCCGUGGUGGGCUCCUCCGGAGCACCCGCCUUUGGGGGCUCCCUGGGGCUGGGGGGCCUCUACGGCGCCGGGGCCACUCAGGGCUCGGGCGGCCUCUGCACCUUUGGCAGACCCUACGUGUCUCCUGCCUGCAGCCCCUGCGCCUUGCCCCGCUACAGCAGGAAGCUGUGGGACACCUGUGGGCCCUGCUAAACCCAGGCUCUGUUUUCUACCAGCACCAACAGCAUCUGCUCAUGCUUGAGCUCCUGGGCAUGGAGUGCUGAGGAAUGCUGAGGAGUGCUGAGCAGCUCCAGCUGCAGCCAAAGGAUGGGCAGCUUGCAGUACUGCCAGCUUUGCAUGCUUUGCCUCAUUCUCCUGCCCAUUCCUCUUCAUCCAUGGGCUACAACUUGAGCCUGGCCUUCCUUUUUUUCUCUGUCUUCAUCUCUCAAUGAUCUGGGAACAAUAAAGUUUUCCUGCAUUCACAAA
Messenger RNA from Gallus gallus (chicken), 697 nucleotides. RefSeq names its product scale keratin-like (gene CBP2P1B). Bases 59 to 424 code for a protein of 121 amino acids. Gene Ontology annotation, cellular component: intermediate filament. NCBI's taxonomy places the organism in Eukaryota, Metazoa, Chordata, Aves, Galliformes, Phasianidae. Gene Ontology annotation, molecular function: structural constituent of cytoskeleton. The transcript has 2 exons. The record is from RefSeq and is a predicted model, not a curated record.